Molecule: messenger RNA, 12533 nt
Organism: Pseudophryne corroboree (corroboree frog)
Lineage: Eukaryota; Metazoa; Chordata; Amphibia; Anura; Myobatrachidae
Gene: LZTS3
Product: leucine zipper tumor suppressor family member 3
Exons: 4
Coding region: 415-2259 (614 amino acids)
Biological process (GO): regulation of dendritic spine morphogenesis
Cellular component (GO): dendritic spine
Source: RefSeq, a predicted model, not a curated record
GCAGCAAAUGAAUUCUAGCUGCAGAACUAGAACCCAGAUUUUACUGAGAAGAAAUAUUACAAAUAUCUUGGGCUGUACGCUGGCACUGUGGGAUACGGGAGCCUGACACCCACCUAUCAGCCUACUUGGCCAGCCAGCCCAACCGUACACUCAGUCCCACACAGAGACGUGACUCACACACACAACACACACACAUGAACGCUGAGGAUCUGUGAGCUGCAAUGACAUUUCUCUCCGUGUGAUAGCCAUGCUGGAGAACGCUGGGAUAUGCGGCAGUAUUGGGGAAGGAUGGAACGCCUGUGCACGACACGGACAGCUGCAGGGCUGAGGAUUCGGCGGGCCCCAUAACAGGAGAUGAGAAGAGAGUCUGCAAAGUGCCAUUAAGUCACAUCGACCACCUUCGCCUGUGCUGCCAUGGCAAAACUAGAGUCCAGACCUGUCCUUAGUGACCCAGCGUACCAGAGCCAGGAGUCCUUCCACUCGUUCACCAGCCGGUCUUCCGCUGACAUUCCCUCCCAGGGCACUAUGGGCAGCGUAGGCAGUGGAGUGGCCAAUGACCAAGAGUUUGCCAUGAAGAGCGUGGGAACCAGGACUCAAAACAGCCUAAAGCAGAACGACAGCUUCAGAAAUGGCUACUCAAACCGGUACUCGGGGGAAGAGAAGGCCUACAAGUCGGAGAAAAACUCCAUGUACAUAAAUGGGGAACAGCGCAAGAGCGAAAAGAGCAAUGAACCUUUGGUAAGACCCUCUGCUUUUAAGCCGGUGGUUCCUAAGAAUUUUCAUUCCAUGCAAAACCUAUGUCCACCAGGGAACAAUGCAGUCACUGAGAACCGGAAAUGCUCUGGUCACGGAAACAGCACCAGUCCUGCUGCCUUGAAGAGCAGUUUGGAGAAGACCAGCCAUAACAGGUCUUCCAACCAAGUGGGAGGCCUGUCAGAUUCUGGUCGUAAUUCGCUGACAAGCUUACCAACUUAUGGGACUGGCUACAGCCAGCAUGUUGGCCCAAUGAGUGCGUCAACAAGCCAUAUAAAUCGUAUCGGAACUACCUAUGUAGAAAAGAACAUAGUAGGUUACAAUGGAAUUUCUACCUCAGAUAGUGGACGAUCUUCCAGCAAGAGUACUUCCUCUUUCAGCAGACUGAACCAUCUCAAUGAGACCAUACCUUUCCACUCACCCUCGAGUGAUGACAUUAUACAAGACCUAGAGGAUCGGCUUUGGGAAAAGGAACAAGAGGUGAUACAGAUGAAGAGGAACUUGGACAAAAGUGAAGCUGCCAUCUUCCAGGUCUUUGAAGAGAAGCAGAAAAUCUGGGAGCGUGAAAUGGAAGACUUAAGACAGAAUUACGCCAACAAGCUGCAGCAAGUGUCGAAGAAAGCACAACGUGCCCAGCAGGCUUUACAGCUUCAGAUCUUCAAGCUGCAGCAAGAAAAGAAAAAGUUCCAAGACGACGUUGGCCAGUUGCUUCAGGAAAGGGAGGAACUGGAGAAGAAGUGCCUGGUCUUCAAGAAGGAGCAGUCUGAGUUCCUUCCAAAGAUUGAGGAAACCAAGUGGGAGGUGUGUCAGAAAGCUGGUGAGAUAUCUCUACUCAAGCAGCAGUUGAAAGAUUCCCAGGCAGAUAUCUCUCAGAAACUCAAUGAGAUAGUUGGCCAAAGAACACAGUUGAAAGAAGCCAAGUCCUUAUUGAGGGAGAAGGAGGAGCAAAUUGCCUCCAUCAAAGAUUCAUACAGCUCAAAGAGCGUCAGCCUGGAGAUCUGUGAGAGCGAGAUGCAGAGGAAGCAAAGUGAAGCUCAACAAAUGAAGGAGAAGCUUGGCCAAUGUGAGCAGGAGAUAGCAGGCUUAAAGGAGACCUUGUCCAACCUGGGCCAGAACCCAUACAGUGUAGAACUCAAUGAGAAACUGAGGGACACCCUGGCCUGUGAGAGUGAUGAGGCCAAGAUGAAGCGCCAAAAUGAGGACAAUGUGGUGACCUUGAAGAAAGAUAUAGAGAAACUCCAGCUGGACUUAGCUCUAGAGAAGCAAGAAAGGGACCAGCAGGUGUUAGACUUUGAGGAAGAAAGACGCACAUGGCAAGAAGAAAAGGAAAAAGUGAUAAAAUAUCAGAAGCAGCUGCAGCUUAAUUAUGUGGAGAUGUAUCAAAAAAACCAACAACUGGAGCAGAGGAUCAAUGAGAUAACCACAAAGGUCACAACACCCCCAGCAGAAGAUAAGAAGCCUUGGACACCAUCCAGGUUGGAGAGGAUAGAGUCCACCGAAAUAUGAGGACAGUUGUCCAAGCGUACACAGAUAGUCUUUCACUGUGCAUGUCCUAUCUACUCCGGCCCAUAGUCAUAAGGUUAAAAGACCUCAUAGAGUUCUGAAAGAACCUUUGACUAUAAUAACCCCAUUGUAGACCCUUCAGUACAGAGAAGGUGUCUCAGGAGAAGAACAACUGCUUGCUGUAAUUUAACUGUGGAUGAAACAUUUAUGGUAUACGGUCUGCUAUGCCGCAAGUGAUGCUAUAUGUCUGUUUUCCCUUACUGCACCUCCCCCUGCCUGCAGGGUCAAGAGUGUAUUAUAUAGUUAUAAUAUAUUGCUGGUUCCAGUGCAGUCCAAGGGGAGGUGCAGUUCUGUGACUAUUACUGGUCCUUAAUCCUUUAGGACUCUUUAAGAAAGGUCAAAGUGACUUGGAUAUUGAGUUAUUUUAGCCAUAUUGGCUAGCAAUGGAAGUUCUGCUGUGCAGUGAAAUCUAGCGAUCUACCUAUUAUAAACUUCCCACAGUUCUAGACACUGUUUACUGUGAAUUAUCCCAACAUUUUAGAGGGAUGGUAGAAAAUGUAUUUUAUAUUAACAACUAGGGAUUUCCAAUAGUAGAAGAAAACAAUUUUAUUUGCCAAUACACACUUCUAUUUACACAUGCUUUCUUUUGACAGUCUUCAUAUAACUGCUGCAAUUAAGCAGUAGUAUAGGAAUCGAACACCAGGAUCCUGACCGGAUUCCGUAGUAUAAUGUUACAUUUCUGUAUUGAGUUUAAUGCUGAUGUCAUGAAUUGAUAUAGUGAACAUCUGGAGCAGUCUUACUGUAUAUUAAAAUCUGGGCAAGACUGUUUAAGCAGAUAAGAUAUCUGGUUCUGUACCUUCCAAUACAAGUCUUGAUUGAUCCUACUCAAGGGCAUAAGUAGCUAUUUGUGGACACCAUGUGCUCAAAGCACAUACUUUCUCACCUUCUCUGGUUUACUGAAGAUCCCUCUACUGGGCAUACUGUGGCUGCUGUUAAACUAACUAAGAGCAAGCAAAUUGCUAAGCAAUCCUAUCCUUGGCCAGAUCACUAGAGGGAGCUUCAGUAAGCCAGGGGAGAUCAGAAGGUGACUGCAUUCCUAGGUGGCAACCUACUGUUACCGUAGUACUUCCACCCUUGAUACUACUAUACGCUAAUCCCACUUCACUAAGGCUUGGCACAGUUAUCAAGUAUAUGAUUGUGAAACUUAAUUGCACUAAGAAGAAACGCGUUAGUGCUACAUUCAUUGUUACAACAUAAAUAAAAAGUUUAGAGAGUACUUUAAGAGAAUAACAUUAAUUAACAUCAUUAAUAAAACAACAAUUACUAUAGACAGAAAAUUUGCAAGGAGAAUUAUAAUUAGUGACACUAUUCUAGGACUCGUCAGAUUUAUUAAGAUAGAAGAUUACUAUUAUUUUUAUUGGUAACAGUAUUAAUGAAAAAGAAUAGUUUGAAGGUACUGUACGCAGUGCUGGUUUAAAUAUUCUUUAUAGCGGUCAAUUUACUUAAGCAGCAUUUUUCAAUUUAAAGGGGCAAUAAUAUUAAAUAGCAUAAACGGUUUUAUGUUUAACUUUACUGUCCCUUUAAAUCUAGCGCCUGAAACUGCCAAAGUGACUGCUCACAGCAAAAUCAAUUACUGUAGGUGGAGCAACGUGAAUGAUUAAUAUAUGAUACAUUCUAAUAUAAUCGUAAGGGAAUGUUUUUGCAGCGGCUGAGAGUUUGUAUCAUAUAUUUUCUCUAUCUAAAGAGCUUGUGCCACCUGCUGUACACAGAUGAGGCUGCCGUUUUUCUGCUGAACUAACAUACUUUAGGAUGUAGUCCUAUGUGGAACCAGUGCCUCGUGGAAAUUUGCCAGGGCGAUUGAUUUCAUGGUUAUUGGUGAGCUGCCAGGCCGUGCUCCCAUGCAUAUUAGAUCAGCCCACAGAUUGCCCCCCCCCCCCCAGUGUAGUUAACAAGAUCUCUUGAAAUUUACCAGAAGACAGGAAUUACUGCUAUAGAAUGUGAAUUAUACUCGGCAAAUGUCUUCCCGACUUUGCAUUACAAAUAGCACCUGUGGGUAUUUGAUUUGCGAAUCCGAAAAGCUUCAUAAAUUCCCAUAAUUUCUCUCUGUCUCUCUAUUUAUAUAGCCUAGAACUGUCUUGGGCCCAGGUACUGCAUGAGGGGUUGUGGUCAAAUCCAGGACAUGCCCCCACACACCCAAAAAAAAAAGAAAAAGGAAAAACAGCUUUCCUGGCAGCGAAACCACACUGGAGGUGGCAGCAGUUUCACAGGGGGACCAGACGGGCCCCUCCAGCAAUCCGGCCCUAUGUAAUUAGUACCCACUCCGCCACCCCCUCUCGGCUCCGCUGUACACAUACAUAUGCUAUGCCAGUUAGCUUUAGCACAUGUAUGAAAUUUUACCACCCAUGCCCAGAAAAGUGGAAGCUCCAUUUGCACCUAUUCAGAUUUGCAUCAUUCUCACACCUAUGCCAGCUAGAACACGGAGAGACAGAAUGGGGAGGAAAUGGGUGUUCUAACAUAGACCGGGACACAGGUGCCUGAAAAAUCCAUAUUAUUUGUGGGUGGUCAAUGGCAGUUGAAAAUCGGGGGUUAUGAUGAUCACUAGUGAACCGCUUCAUGCUGAUAGGUCCUUUCAUUCAUGGCCAUGUAUAUAUUACGUAUUUAUGUGCGCGCUUAAAAUGUGUAUAUAUAUUUCUUUUUGUCAGUGAGGCGGGGCAUUAGAUAAAUAUUUUACAUUGAUUUAUAAUAAUAACAAUAAUGACAAAUCCAUAUUUUACAAACAAAACAACAUGGGCAUACAUUAUGUGUAUGUGACCUAUGCGCAGGGCUGCCAUCAGGGGGGGACCGCUGGGACUCCAGUCCCGGGCCAUGACAGGGAUAGGACCCAAAACUGUUAAUUUAAUUGCAACUGGCCACCAGCCUCCUCUGAUCCAUUCCAGGAUCCACUCGUCUUCUGACUUACUAAUGAAUCUAAGCCUUCUUAUAUGCCACUUUAUAUCAUAAGCUUUAGGAUUAUGGAGACUAUAAUUUAUAUAUAGAUUUGUAAUAUAUUUUUUUUUAUUCAUAAUGCUUACAACAUGCUAGUCACUAUUCAUUGAAUACUGUAUGUCCACUACACAGACAGUUAGUGAAAACAUGACAUUAAGGGGAACAUUUACUAAGCAGUGAUAAAAGUGGAGAAGUGAGCCAGUGGAGAUGUUGCCCAUGGCAACCAAUCGGCUGCUCUGUAUAUUUUUAAAGUAUGCAAAUUAUGAAUGUUAUGUCAAUGCUGAUUGGUUGCCAUGGGCAACUUCUCCACUGGCUCACCUCCACUUUUAUCACUGCUUAGUACAUGUCUCCCUUACAAUCAUAAUGGGUCAAAGGCACAGUAACUUGCCCUGGGGUGCCCUGGCUAUUCUGUCAGUCCUGGGCCCCGCAGUUUUUGAUGGCAGCCCUGUCUAUGCCUGGUGGAAAUAGGGCGCAUAUGCCAUUGGUGCCAGGCUUCAGGUACCCUGUGAUAGUUGCAGGUUUGCAUACACACUCAAUUGCAGCUUUUGUAGUCAACGCAAAUUACACCUGCAUUGUGGUUAUUACAGCCAUCUUUGCACCAGCCUCUGUGUCAGUAGAUUUCACCACUGUUUACACCCUGUUUAGGUUCAGUAUAUAGUUUAGAUAUUGCAGGCAGUCAGAAAACUCACCAACCGUACUGUAUAUCAGACAGUGGCCGGCUUGUAGAGAAUAGAUUGUCAUGCUUUACUGAUCAGACUGAGCGAAGAACAUUGGGAAGACUUUCUCAUCACCUCAUUAUUCUGUUACGCGCUGGAAAAACUUCCGAUGAAACUCCCAGGGAUCAAACCAAAGACAAGUGCUGUACAACUUCAGGAAUAAAUUGCAUAUUCCCUCCUUUUCAGGGAUUGACCGUCCAGUAAUCUACAGAACAUAAGAUCAGCUGGAGGCCUGCUUGCAGAGCCUCCCGUCAGAUGCUGGAUUGCUAGCAAGCGUUACACAGUGGGUAGAUAUGGAAAACAUAGCUAGAUUUUACUCCAUAAACAAUGCUGCAACGAAUCGUGUAUCUGUUUACUUAUCCAGCAUAAAGAGCGUCUUCGAUGCUCAAGACGCGUCGGUAGGAAGAAUGGAUUGGAGCAGUGACACCGCUGAUGCGCCCUACACACUGGGUGAUGGCAGCAAUUUGGACGAUAAAGGAUCCGAAUGAUGAUCGUUAUUGUCCAAAUUGUUUCGCAUUGAAAAACCUCGGGAAACCAAUGAUGAACGACCGGGUGCACGCUCAUCGUUGGUGCCUACAGACUAAACGGGUAUGGGUCGUUGGGUCGACAAAACUUAGGACAACCACUAUUGGUCGACAUGGUCAUUAGAUCGACAUGUACUACGUCGACAGGUCAAAAGGUCGACCUGAGUUUUUUUUACUUUUUUGGGGUGUUGUUUUCUUCGGAAAGUGACGGGGAACCCCAAUUAGUGCACCGUGUCCCCUCGCAUGGCUCGCUUCACUCAGCACAGGUUACCGUUCCCAAUCAUAGUCCACGUGGAUCGUAAAGUAUGAAAAGUUAAAAAAUUUAAACAAAAAUGUAAAAAACUCAUGUUGACCUUUUGAACUGUUGACCUAGUACAUGUCGACCUAAUGACCAUGUCCACCUAGUGACCCUGUCCACCUAAUGCAUGUCGACCAAUAGUGGUUGACCUAAUGACUGUCGACCUAAGUGAUGUUGACCUAAUGACCGUAUCCCCACUAAACGAUACGAACGAUAUAUUGUUCAUUUCUGAGCGAUAUCGUUCAUAUCGCCCGUCACCGUCGCCCAGUGUGUAGGGCGCAUGAGAUCAAGUUCUGGUGGAUGGCCCAAGGCAGGGGUUCCUAAACUCAGUCAUCAAGACACCCUAACAAUCCAGGUUAUAAAGAUUUCCAUGCUUAAGCUCAGGUAAUCUCAAUUAGUAUCAUGGAAUGCGGUUAGCGUCCCGGCAGUUGGAAUCCUGUCGUCGGAACACCGAUCAUCGACAUCCUGAAGGCAAGUAUCGGGGUGACUGCUAUGGUUAGGCACUAGUGGGAAGGGGUGGGGGUAGCCCUAGCCACUCGAUUGUACUAUCUGUGGUUAAGCACGGAUAUCCUUAAAACCCGGACUGUAUGGGGUAAAUUUACUAAGAUGGGAGUUCUAUUUAAGAUAGGAUGUUGCCCAUAGCAACCAGUCAGAUUCUACUUCUCAUUUAUCUAGCACCUUCUAGAACAUAAUACCUGGAAUCUGGUUGCUAUGGGCAACAUCCCAUCUUAAAUAGAACUCCCAUCUUAGUAAAUUUACCCCUUAAGGUGUCUUGAGGACCAAAUUUAGGAAACCCUGGCCCAAGGAAUGGGCUGCUCUGCCAUACUGUGUCUUAGGCCCUGUACACACCUAUUAUUGUACUUUAUCCUCACAAUGGGGGGCGAUGUAUCAAACCGUGGAGAGAGAUAAAGUGAAGAGAGAGUUGUAUCAAACAAUACGCUCUUAUCUGCUAUAUUACAGGAUGCGUUUGAAAAAGUAUACCUAUAGUAGGAGCUGAUUGGUUGGUACUUUAUCUCUCUCCACUUUAUCUCUCUACAAGAUUUGGUAUAUCUCCACCAGUGUGUCCUCGCCGCCUCCCUAGGUGUGGCAAGGUAAUGCUUGUGAGAGCUCCCAGCAAUGUUUAGACUGCCGCAAAGCAAACUGAUCAGUUCUGUGUACAGGUCUAGUCCUUUAUUUUAUUUUGGGGGCGAUCAGCAUUUAGGGGCAUUUAGUAGAUAACAUUUGUGGAACAUCUGAUUUCAAUGUCCGCGGACCACGCAUGAUGCAGACUUUCUCAUUCACCAAUCCAGUCCAUUGGGGGCAAGCAGAACGCUUGGGACGGCAGUUGGGCAACAGAAUUUACUGCCUGGUUCACCAAUUUGAUUUCCACACUAAUUUUCUGGACUCCAUUCUGGCACCAGGUUGGUUGGAUAGUCAAACUGCAUGACAUAAUUGCAACUUGUGCUGGUCAGCUUAUAGCUUGCAUGAAACCCAAGCAUAAUCAGGGCCGGAUUAAGGUAGGUAGGAGCCCAGGGCGUCUGAGGUUGUGGGGACACUUACUAUUGCAGAUAUACAGCACGCCGGAGUAUGGGGGCAUGGCUUGGUGACGAGGGGGCUUGGCCUCCAGCGCAAUGGAGAGCCACCCCCCCCCCCCUCCAUCCGGGAGUGCUGGGCAAGCCCCCGUUUUCAUCAUGCUGGGGGCUUGCCCAGCACUCCUGGAGUUGCUGGACAGCCCCAGCUUUUCCUGGAGCCUUCAGAGUCUGUAGAUGACGGGCGCAUGCCCCUGUCGCCCCCCCCCCCUUAAUCCGGCCAUGAGCACAGUGUAGGACCAUUUAUGGGUUCUCCAGGCGUAGAUACCAUGGAUAAAGGCCCUUCCUAGUUUUUGGUUUUCAGUCAGACCUGUGUCCAAACAUAACCUACAUCUGGUCCUAGUGGUGCUUUUACACUGAUAGCCAAUAUGUUUUUAUUAGUGAUAUGACAUCUCUGUGAAUUAUAUUUUCAAUAUGUUGUUAAAAAAAUUAACAUUAUUAAAUAUUUCAACAUCUUUUGUUUGAAAAACCUGCACAUUUCACAUUUUGGGAGCAAGACAUAGCAAAACUUGGAGAAAGAAAGUGUGGAGAGAGAUAAAGUACCAGUCAAUCAGAUUCUAACUAUUUUCAAACACAGCCUGUAACACGGCAGUUAGAAACUGAUUGGUACUUUAUCUCUCUUCGUUUUAUCUUUCUCCAAGCUGUAAUAAAUCUCCCCAAUUUUUGGAGCUUGGUGACUCGGAUGCUUUCUCUCUCUCUCUAUUAUAUUUCCGUGGACCAAACCUCUUCAUGGUCUGCAGAAACGGGUAUACAACAGGUGUACCUGUUGGCUCUAAAACAAAGGUAUUAAGAGUUUGUCAUAUGAAAAAAAAUUAUUUUAAUGAUCAGCCAAAUCCAAUUUUUUUAUUUUUUUUUACUAAAUAUUGACAAAUAUGUGAAAGGUUCAGGGAUAGAUUUACUAAACUUUCUAGAAAUGAAUGAUCAUAUUUUACCUACAGUAUCAUGCUCUAUUACAUUUAAAAAAGGACAGAAUCUAAUUGGUUAGCCAACACCAUCAACUUGUGCAUUUUAGAAGCUGUAGUAAAUAUACCAUCUAAUUUACAUAUUCUCACUUUGUACAUCUUAAACUAGAACUUUAGCACUGCAAUAGGGACACCAUCGCUGCAAAAUGAAAAACCAGGACUUCAAUGUGACCUGAAGUUUGAUCAGACCAUAAACCCCUCCUUAUACAUCCUUUAUGGUAUGCAGUGUUUGUCAACUCUCCCUGAUUGUAGGGGAGACUCCCUGAAGUAGUAGCAAUCUCCCUGACUCCCCAAAGAGUUUAGCAAUCUCCCUGAUUACAAUACACCCCCAUUAUGUAGCUGUUUUAUACUUGGGAAAUAAAAAGAAAUCAGAGAUAUAUACAUUCAGGUGGGGUCAUCAGUGCCAUUUCCCUGCGUUGGUUAUAAGUCACAAAUGUCUCUAUGGUUAAAUGUAUUUUCAAAUGCGGUUUCUUAUGGCAACUUAUAUAAAACCUCAUGUAAAACACAAUACACGAGCAAGCCCUGAGAAGUAUCAGUGUCUUUUCACCAACAAGUACCAUAGAUCUUACUAACUGCUUUGGGGCUGAUUUACAUUUGGAUGCAAAUUAUGUUAAUAACACGGCUCUCAGAUGUAGCUGUACACGUCUGCUCUUAUAGGUGUGACUUUCACAAUCUCCCUAAAAUUAUUUUUGAAAAGUAGGCAAGUGUGCUUUAGGGUUUUAAACAAAGGAAGUAUAGAAAGUUACCCCUCCCCCCUACUCCGAUAAGCAGCUGUCCCCAAGAGCCCUAUCGCUGACUAAUUAGUACUAGCAUAAGUUUGCAGUGCCUAGUCUGACCUGGCAGUGUUACUGUGCAUGCGUGACCUAAAUUCACGUAUGCACCCAGAGCAGGCCCAAAUUGGCGGAGAGCAGCGUGCACAAGCAGAGAGAUCCGAAUUGAUCCCUAUUCACAAUCUGUCCCUCCUUCCCACAGGAAGGAUCGGGGCUCCUGGAACCGGCGACAGUCAAACUUUGAAAACUUUCAGUUUUCAGAGUUUAAUGAAUGAAAAACAACGUAUUACUCAGGGGCGUCACUACUACGGGCUAUGGCACCCAGUGCCGCAAAAAGGCUGCUACUCACGCCAUAGGUGCGUGCCACUGAAAAGGGGUGUGGCCUAGUGGAAAGGGGGUGUAGCCUCAUGGCCUGACUCCGUUUUCAUCACUCUGGGGGCAUGCCCAGCAUCUCCCAAAAUGCUGGCUGCACCCGGACACUUGUUGGGCUACAGUGCCACCCCACGGAGGGUGACACCUGGGUGUGGUCUGCAGCCCCCCUAGUGACACCACAUUGGGGCUGUAAGGUGAGCAGGAGAGAUCGGUGCUACAGUAUCUCCUGCAUUACCUGUGUAAUGAAUAGCCUCUGUACUCGGAUUUGACAAAUGUAGGAGAAUGGGCCCCUAUACAGUAUGUUACAGCUUACCUUACUCCCACUCAUGCUCCACUAAUGCACCCUCACUCAUUUCUGCCCUCCCUACCCUUUGUCCUCCCCACUAUCUGGCUUGUGGAGUAUUGCAGGGGCUUUGUACCACACUUAUCCACCAUAAUCUUUGUUAUUACUUAAAUAGGGCCUCACCUCAAUUACCUAUUUUUAUUAUUAUUAUUUAUUUACAUUAACAUUUAGGGUGUUUCAUGGCUAAAUAAAAAAACUCAAUUCUCGUACUUACCUGCAAUAUACUGGGAGUUCCCACAUACUAUACCCUAAUUUUCUUCUGCAAUAUUGCAGGUAGCUGCUGCAGGUAAUUUCUACAGAGGGGUAACUGGUGACAAUUCUUCACUACCGUGGUUUAAAAAUGAUGCUAAAAAUAUAUAUUACAUACACAUGGAGCCACAGUUAUCACACAGUGGCUAUCCCAGUUAUUCAUAUUUGCUAAAUCCAUAAUUCUGAGGUUAUUAGAUAUACCAGAAUGCUCUGAACUCAUGUGCAAUAACUGUGGCCCCCACAGUUACACUUGCACCACUUGGGAUAACUGCUGCUCCCAAUGUAUUUAUCAUGGCACCUUCUUUCAGUCAAAUACUUGACAAAAACAAAUGAUCAAACUAAUAUUUCCUCCCAUAUAAACUAUAGAGUAAUGUGUCCACUCAAGUGCUUGCAAACCUCAACAACGAUUUUUUGGUGCGGUGCCCUUCCACACCGGACACAAAAAACCUUAUGGCCAUUUCUUGUCCCCCUCCCUUUUUUCUUAAAUCCUGUACCACUGUUAUACUGUAUGUCCUGCACACGAUAUAAAGCAUCGAGGGAGUUUGCAAUAAGGUGUGUGCGUGGUGUUGUGUGAUUGCGUGUAAAUGUGCACGCGUGUGCAUGUGCCAAGCUGCCUGAGUGUGCAUGCACAGAAAUAAGAGAGAUAUAUAAAUAGGCAAAUAACUGUAAAUAUAUAUAAUUUUAUAUGGAAAAUCUGCGACAGAGGCGCAGCGUGUUUAUGAGAGAAAAUAUAUGUGAGAAACUAUUUUCUGUUAUUUUAUUCAGUAGUUCAUGCUGUACGAACUGUUGUCUGUGAUUUACUGGUGACGAGAUGUAUUAUAAUAUCACCCAAUUUACUGCUGAAUGUUCCACUUUGAACACAAUACCGUAUGUCAUGAAACUCUUGGCGGUGUAUAUUUUAUGUAUUGCUGAUUCUAAUCGACCUGAGUUUAAAGUGCUCCUGCAACCUACACACAACGGGGGCAGACAAUUUGUAGGCUAAAGCCACGUGCCUCAGUGAUGUCAGAGGUUGCUAGGAAGCCGAUUGGCUACAUUCUCAGCGAUCAUUUGUGCCAGCCUACAAAAUGGCCGCCUCCUCUGUGAGAAAGCCAUGUCUUGCUGAUUUUACCGGUUCCUAGUGGGUGCAUAGUUCUGCAUUCUCAUGAAUGUUGGCUCGGGCUACAGAAAAAUGGCUGCCUUCAGUGUAUGUAGGCUGCAGUUGCACUUCAAAUAGAUUGAAAAGCAGAACUUUAUACAAGGAAUCCCAAGUAUGCGACAUGGUUCCCCAGAUGAAACAGAAAUGAAAUCAUGUUUGAUAUGCUGCUACAUUAUAUAAAAACAAGUGUACUUUGAUAUAAAUAGGACUAUUUCUGUAUGUACAGUACUGUAUGUACACAUAUAUGUUAGCAAUACUAACAUGGAGUGUAUGUCUCUAUAAGGAGUUACAGGAAGGUUCACAACUAGAGAUGACAGAUGAUGGUAUUAAAAUAAAGAUGACUCUUUUUGGGAAA